Aspergillus heteromorphus CBS 117.55 is the source of this 2224-nucleotide messenger RNA. Its product is annotated as Brix-domain-containing protein. Lineage: Eukaryota; Fungi; Ascomycota; Eurotiomycetes; Eurotiales; Aspergillaceae. The coding region runs from base 36 to 2039 and encodes 667 amino acids. The transcript is spliced from 5 exons. The record is from RefSeq and is a predicted model, not a curated record. Gene Ontology annotation, molecular function: protein binding; rRNA binding. Gene Ontology annotation, cellular component: nucleolus. Gene Ontology annotation, biological process: rRNA processing; ribosomal large subunit assembly.
CCGGAAACUUCAAGUUGACGCAACCCCAAUUCACCAUGGCAUCUGUUUACAAGACUGUUUCGAAGAAGGCAGCUCGCCAGCUCGCCAAAGAGCACGAGCUUGAGGAGGAGGAUGUGGAGAUGGAAGAGCUCCUCGCCGAUGCCGACGAUACGACCGACAGCGAAGAUGAUGAAGAAACUACGACCGAAUCGGCCAAGAAGCAGCUCGCUGCAGGCUUUAUGCCCAAGACUCGUGUACUCAUGCUUACCUCUAGAGGAGUCACGUCCCGCCAUCGGCACCUUCUAGCAGACCUUGCGUCUUUGCUCCCCCAUAGCCACAAGGAAACCAAGCUUGAUACGAAGAAGAAGACAACCGGAUACAACCUCCUCCUGAACUCUCUUGCUGACCUCCACUCUUGCAAUGUCAUCUUCUUCCUUGAGGCCCGUAAGCAAGGUCAAGACUUGUACCUCUGGCUGGCUCGCCCUCCCAACGGACCGACGAUCAAGUUCCACGUCGCCAACUUGCACACAAUGGCUGAAUUGAAUGCUGGAUUUAGCGGUAACUGCUUGAAGGGCGGCCGUGGUAUCGUGGUUUUCGAUCAAUCUUUCGACGAACAAGGCCCGCUCAUGAGCCAACCUGGCAACGAAUACCGGGGUUUGAUCAGGGAAAUGCUCCGCGGUGUCUUCUGCGUUCCCAAGCGGGGUGUCAAGGGCAUGAAGCCCUUCAUCGACCGUAUCAUCGGUAUUUUCGGGGUGGAUGGCAAGAUCUGGAUCCGAGUUUACGAGAUCCGGGAAUCCGAGCCCGGAAAGAAGAAGGAGGAUGGCGAAGAAACCAAGCCCGUUCCCAAGGGCAAGGAUGGUCUGCCAGAGGUCUCUCUCGUCGAGAUCGGCCCCCGCUUCGUGUUGACGCCCAUUGUCAUCUUGGAGGGUAGCUUUGGCGGUCCUGUCAUCUACGAGAACAAGGAGUACGUGAGCCCGAACCAGGUCCGUCGCGACGUUCGCCUGGGCAAGGCGGCUCGUUACGCUAGUCGCAGAGAUAUGGAGACCGACCGGUUCUCGAAGCGGACGACGCUGGGGUUGGCACAAGGCGAGAGGAAGCCGGAUGCACUUGACACAAGACAAUUGUUCAACAACUGCACCCUCCCGGCAGUCAUCAUGGUUCCCCCUUCGCAAUCCAGCCCUGGGUGGCUGAUGGGUGUUCAUGCAUCUUCCUCUACAAUGAACCUGACUCCCUUUUGCAUCUACCCCUACAUAACCAUGCCAUUCACUCAAUUGGCGACAGAGCUUCUGCUCCACAUAUUCCGCUCCUGCGAAACAAUUUCCGAUCUUAUGAACCUCACACAAACCUGUCGAAGGCUUCAUACUGUUUUUUAUCGAUCCAAUAAGCUGCAGAUUCUUAUUGAUGUUGCGGAGUUCGAGUUCGGUCCCCGUGCCUUUCCACACAUAAUCACUGAACGGGCGCAACUUCUACACAACUGGUCUACGACGGAGCUCGCUGAGAUAGAGGACGUCCGUUCAGUCAUUGGCGAUAUCGUCCAGAACCAUAUAUGUCCCAGUAAUGGGACCAUCCAGCGCAAGUUCCGAAAACGAUACCCGGAAAGCACCCAUCAGCUAGCGUUCAACAUUCAUCUUAAUUAUCAGUCGAGCAGCAGUCCUACUAGCACACCCGGUCUUCUUGAAAAGAGCCCCGGCUUAGUCGACCAGUAUUUCCACACAGCACACCCCAGUAACUUGACCGAGUCACCGGCUAGUUACAAAUCGCGGUUUCGGAAUGACUACUUCCAUGACCCUGGCUUCGAAGGCUGGGGUGAUGAGAUUCCGCAUUACUACGUUGUGCAAGAUAUGAUGAAGCUUGACCCGGGCCAGGUGCUCUGGUUACGAGAGCGUGCGCCCCUCAAGGAACAAGUGGAAGUUUAUAUACGCUCCUUCGGCGACUGGUUCCGAGACAACGGAGAAACCUUUAGUGAUACCCUGGAGUGGGUGAUGAAAGAGCGCGGGGAUGAUAUCGAAGGAUUUCGAUCUGCCAUUGCAGACCGGGAGACCGGUGUGGUGUGGGAUUAAUGUGAUCAGGUUUAUGUUGAGGUUCACCUUCUGCGGCAUGUAAGUAUUGCGGGAGAUAUAUCUCACUGGGCCAGCAACCCCUCCUGUGCAACCCACUUUAGCUCAAAAAAUAUGCACUGAGCUCUCAUACUGUACUUGACUGCUCUAGAGUACUUGGUGCAAUUAUAUAUUAGACUAAGAAUAGU